Lucilia sericata (common green bottle fly) is the source of this 2172-nucleotide messenger RNA. Its product is annotated as UDP-glycosyltransferase UGT5-like. Gene Ontology annotation, molecular function: UDP-glycosyltransferase activity. The record is from RefSeq and is a predicted model, not a curated record. The coding region runs from base 109 to 1656 and encodes 515 amino acids. The transcript is spliced from 2 exons. Lineage: Eukaryota; Metazoa; Arthropoda; Insecta; Diptera; Calliphoridae.
UAGAUUGUAUUGAGAACUUAUCCAAAAGUAUACAACGGAAUAAAUAAGAAGAUUUUAAUAAAUUAUUAAGAAAAAAUAAAUAAAUAAAUGAAAUAAGCAUAAAAUAAAAUGAAUUUCCUUAUAAAGCCUUUGUACUUGAGUUUAUUAUGUAUUUUACCUUAUAUAGAAAGUGCUAAUAUUUUGGCUGUGUUUCCAUUUCCGGGUCCUUCGCAGUACAUUUUAGUGCAACCGUAUUUAAAGGCUUUAAUAGCCAAAGGUCAUAGUCUAACAGUGAUCAAUGCUUUUCCUCAAAAACAACCAAUUGCAAAUUUUCGAGAUGUAAUUGUAACCGAAGUUCACGAUAAUUAUGCGGAUCUUAUUCAAGGUGCCCAAUAUGAACGCAACAAAUGGGAUGAAAUGACAUUUCUAUGUGAUUUUUUCUCGAAUGUCACUGAAACGGUUUUGAAAAACGCUCGAGUACAAAAUUUGCUGAAAACCGAAAAAUUCGAUUUAGUUAUAUUAGAAGCUCUGCACACUGAUGCAUGGUAUACAUUUGGGCGACAUUUCAAAGCACCCAUGAUUGGCCUAUCCUCCUUCGGUACCGAUCCCAUAAUAGAUGAGCUAAUGGGAAAUAUGUCGCCGUUAUCAUAUGUACCCUUAGUAACUGCUGGCUUAACGGAACGCAUGACCUAUGGAGAACGUUUGAAGAAUUCCCUCUAUUCAUUAAUGGAACAAUUACACGUUAGAGUGGUACAUUUGCCACGUCAUAGAGAUCUGAUUAAGAAAUAUAUGCCUCAUAUGAAAGAUGAUAUCUGGGAUUUAAGAACAAAUUUCUCUUUAAUGUUAUUAAAUCAACAUUUUAGCUUGAGUUUUCCACGUCCUUAUGUACCCAGUAUGAUAGAAGUGGGAGGUUUUCAAAUACACUAUAAACCCCAGCCAUUGCCCAAGGAAAUGUUGGAUUUUAUUAAUUCCUCCUCUGAAGAUGUUAUUUACUUUUCCAUGGGUUCUAAUGUAAAAUCAAAAGAUUUUCCUCCCGAACGUUUGCAAAUGAUUAAUGAAGUUUUUGCCACUUUACCCUAUAAAAUAAUGUGGAAAUUUGAAAAUCCCAUUUUGCCAGGUAAACCCGAUAAUGUGUUCAUCAGUCCCUGGUUUCCUCAACCCGAUAUUUUGGCACAUCCUCGUGUUAAACUUUUCAUUUCCCAUGGUGGCCUGCUGAGUACCACAGAAGCUAUAUAUCAUGGCAAACCUAUGUUGGGUUUACCCGUCUUCUACGAUCAAGCCAUGAACAUAAGAAAAGCCAUACAAUCUGGUUUUGCUUUAGGCUUAAAUUUUGAAACCCUACCAAGAGAUGAAUUUAAGUCUAGCAUAUUAGAAAUGAUGCAUAACUCAAAAUAUAUUAAUAAUGUUAAAACCAUAUCGCGCAUUUAUCAUGAUCAACCUAUGAAACCCUUAGACGUGGCCAUCUAUUGGACGGAAUAUGUUUUAAGGCACAAGGGAGCUCUACACCUACAAAAUCCUGCUCAAAAAAUGAGUUUUAUACAAAAACACAGCAUAGAUACGGUGGGAGUUUUGAUAGCAGCUGUUAUUUUGGUAGCUAUUUCAGUGCUAAUUGUGAUAGUGAAAAUUGUUCAAAUAAUUUUAGAGAAAAAUUCAGUAAAUAAAGAGAAAGUUAAUUAAAUGUGUUUAGGUGAAAAAAAUUUAGUUGAAUUUAAACAAAUUCAUGUUAUUUUUAUCAUCUGAGGUAGUAUUUUUUCCAUAUCUUGAUAUUAAAUUAUAACUUAUGUAGAUAAGGUUUGACUAAGAUAUUUAUCACUUAAGACAUUAUUAUUAGUUUAUUUCAGACACUUCUCUCAAACACUCAAUUUAUAAAAAUCUUCAAAAACAUAAUAAAAUAAAUACAUACACAGAAAUGUGUGUGAGAUUUUUAUGACCACAGAGAGAUGGGGCUAUGUAUACUACUUUUGUCAUGCCCUCUGUAACAUUUAGAAGAGUACAUCGUCGUAUCCCCAUUAGCAAGUAUUUCUGUUAUUGUGGAACUAAAGCUCUUUAACUCAUAAAUUACGCGGACUCGACUUAUAACUGUAAAUCUAUACUAAAGUCAAGACCAUGGCCCUGACUAUAGUCGUGACCACACUUAAGACUAUAGUCUAUAAUAUAGUGAAGAAUAUAGUCUUUACUAUAGUCAAGAAUAAA